AUGUAUGGGAAAGGUCCUGUCAUUAGGAAUAACAAUCAUGUUAUAAGGUGUUUUAGUAGUUCUGUAAAAGCUUCAAUAAGGGCUAGUUACAACACACCAUUGUUUUCUGGUCAUAAUAAAUGGUCGACUAUUAAACAUGAUAAGAUGAAAAAUGAUAGUGAGAAGAAUAAACUGUUCUCCAAGAUGGCUAAUCAGAUUUCCUUAGCUGUGAAGUUAGGUGGUGGUAGUACUGAUCCGAAUUUAAAUGUACGUCUAGCUGCUGCAAUGGAAACAGCAGCUAAAAAUAACGUCACCAAGAAAGUAAUUGAAAAUGCUAUCAAGAAAGCUUCUGGCACUUCAAAUGCUGAUAAGAGCCAGAUGGAACCUUGUCUUUAUGAAGGUAUGGGUCCAGGAGGAACUGCUUUUAUAGUAGAGGCCUUGACUGAUAAUAAAUCAAGAACAGUUGGUUUAAUACGUAGUGCCUUUACAAAAGCUGGAGGUUCCAUGACUCCAACCUUAUAUUUCUUCGAUAAGAAAGGUUAUGUUGUAAUUGAACCUCCAGAAGAAUACAAUACUGAAGAUAAGUUAUUGGAAAAAGUAUUGGAAGUCGAUGGUGUCGAAGAUUUGGAAAAAGUCAAACAAGAAGAGAACGAACCGGUGGAAAAUAUUUUUGAAAUCACUACUGAUCCAGUGGAAACCAAUAACGUUGCACUGUCAUUGAAAAAAGAUGGAUUCAAAAUCAAUGAAGUUGGUAUUGGUUACUUUGCUAAAUCUGAUAUGAUCACAGAAAUUAAAGAUGAAGAAAGUAAAGCUAGAUUAACUAAAUUUUUAAACGUAUUGGACUCGAUCGAUGAUGUGACUUCAAUACAUAAUAACACAAUGGAAUUCUAA
This is a messenger RNA of Vanderwaltozyma polyspora DSM 70294, 870 nucleotides long. It is a transcript of the gene DPC29, whose product is annotated as post-initiation translation factor DPC29. The transcript has a single exon. The coding region runs from base 1 to 870 and encodes 289 amino acids. The record is from RefSeq and is a predicted model, not a curated record. Gene Ontology annotation, cellular component: mitochondrion. Lineage: Eukaryota; Fungi; Ascomycota; Saccharomycetes; Saccharomycetales; Saccharomycetaceae.